GAAAACCAACCUUCAAAGAUCUGCAACUUGCCCGCUCAAACACUCCCCAAUUCCCCAAAUUCAAAAUCCAGUUCAUCAAAUCCCAUUUUCUUUAGGAAGAAAUCUUUCACUAUCACCUUUCUAUUUUCUUCCAGUUUCCAGAUCUACUUGAGAAACAAGUAACUGCUAAAAACUUUAAAUACUUCUUCUUCUUCUUCACACCACGAAAGAGGGGGAAAAAAAGAAAAACCCAAAGUUUAAAACCAAAUCAAUUCAUAGAAUACUCUCUGUUUCUAUUUGAUACGAAUGACAUCCUCUGAUUCCACCCCUCCUCUUCCUGUCGCCCCAUCUCCUAAAAAGGAGAAUACCACUCCAGUAGGUUCAAAAAUUGCAGAAUUGAAAGAAUCAAGGACUGAGCUGCUCAAUAGAAUUCAAGGAUUGAAACAGUAUCUGAAAAAUUGGAGGUCUAAACUGGACACCCAAGUUAAAAUUUACUGCGAUGAGCUCACUGACCUGAAGAAAACACUUAAUGUUGAAGUGGAGCAACUCCAUACGGAAUUUCAAGAACUGAGGAACACUCUACAUCAGCAACAAGAUGAUGUUACUGCCAGCUUAAGAAAUUUGGGGCCGCAGGAUGUGUCAGAGGGUGCGAAAGAGGCCGAAGAUUGUAAGGUUGAAGGAAAGGAUGUGGAAAUGCAUACUUCACCCAUAAAUGAAAAUGGCAAGGAAGUGAACAAAUAGAAUGUGCAUCCUUGUACUUAUGACUCUUCUCUGAGUUGUUGUGAACUACUAUCAUGUUUCUUAGGUUAAAAUUACACUAGUCUAUCUUGUUUUCUAGCUGAAGAAUCAGCUUAAAUAUGAAACCAAAGCAUCCUCAAUCUCGUCUUC
This is a messenger RNA of Hibiscus syriacus, 867 nucleotides long. RefSeq lists its product as uncharacterized. Lineage: Eukaryota; Viridiplantae; Streptophyta; Magnoliopsida; Malvales; Malvaceae. The coding region runs from base 286 to 720 and encodes 144 amino acids. The record is from RefSeq and is a predicted model, not a curated record. The transcript has 7 exons.